Messenger RNA from Poecile atricapillus (Black-capped chickadee), 1383 nucleotides. RefSeq names its product sulfotransferase 6B1-like. The transcript is spliced from 7 exons. The record is from RefSeq and is a predicted model, not a curated record. Gene Ontology annotation, molecular function: sulfotransferase activity. Bases 58 to 999 code for a protein of 313 amino acids. Lineage: Eukaryota; Metazoa; Chordata; Aves; Passeriformes; Paridae. Gene Ontology annotation, biological process: sulfation. Gene Ontology annotation, cellular component: cytoplasm.
UGCAUUGUGGAAAGACAGCCUGGAUCUCUUUGGGAAGACUUACACAGGGAUACAGACAUGACCAGAAACAGUGAAAGGAUCAUUGAAGUAAUGGACAAAUAUUUUUCAGAGAGUGACAAGAUGGCCCCAGAAAAUAUGUUCUUUUCCUACAGAGGUAUUUUAUACCCCAUUACAGUUUGCAGCCCGGAGACUUUGGAAGCUCUGGAAUCCUUUGAAGCCAGAAGUGAUGAUGUGAUUCUUGUAGGCUAUCCUAAAUCAGGAACCAAUUGGCUUGAACAAAUGGUGAAAGAGUUGGCAGAUGCCAAAUAUACAGAAGAGGAAAUGAAAGAGAGAAUAAAUGCUGAAAAGAAGCUAGAGACAUUUCAGCGUCUAGAAUUUGGGGAUCCUGGGAUAUAUGAGAGGAUGAAGCAGCUUCCUUCAAGAAGAAUUAUAGUAACUCAUUUGAAACCUGAUCUCCUGCCUCCAUCCAUUUUCCAAAGCAAGGCUAAGAUCCUUGUGCUAGUUCGGAACCCCAAGGACACAGCUGUCUCCUACUACCAUUUCUGCAACAACCUACCACUGCUGCCGUCCUUUGCCUCCUGGGAUGAGUACUUUGCAGACUUCAUGAAUGGAAAAUUGGCCUGGGGAUCCUACUUUGACCACCUAGUGGAAUGGAACAAAUACAUUGACAAUGAGAACAUCAUGACAAUAAGCUACGAGGAACUCAAAGAGGACCCAAUACUGGGGAUGAAAAAGAUUGCUUCUUUCUUUGGAUUUUCUCUGUGUGAGGAAGAUUUUUCCAGAAUUGCCAAGAAGACCAGUUUCAAAGCUAUGAAAGAGAAAUCAAAUGAAACCCAUGGAAAGUUUGGGGACGCCCUCUUCCGGAAAGGGGUUGUUGGAAACUGGAGAGACGUCUUCUCUAAAGCUCAGAAUGAAGAAAUGUACCGUAAAUUUCAAGAUUCCCUAGGAGGAACAAAGAUGGCAGCAAAGAUAAAAUAUGAUGUCUACUGCAAGGACUGAAAAUAAGCAGAUGAAUAGCAUGACAGCAAGUCAUGUUCCAAAGGUGAUUCUCCAAAGAUGGAUAGUCCCCAUUUUUCCUUCCCAUGAGACAAGAGAGAAACCCCUCUGAGAACUACCUGCACCUCCAAGGAUUUGGCCUGUAAUUCUUAGGUGUGUCCAGGGUCUAGAGCUUGUGCUUUGAUUGAUGUAACCAAAUAAAAGGUGUGUAUACCUCAAGUGAAUGCCUGGCAUCCUUUCAGGAGGGAGAUGAUACACAGACAUCAUAGCACCAGUCUGGAGACAUCCCUGUCUCUGCUUCUUGGCCUUAAAUGAUGAAUGAGACCCCUGCAGGAUUUGUUGGUGAGACAGAGGGAUCAACACAGAGCCUCUCCUCUGGCACAGAGU